AUGGAUGGCUUAGUUGAGGUGGAAUCACUUACAGUCAUCAACAUCAUCGACAAUGACACCGACUUCCUCUCAACAGCUGCAAGCACCAAGGAUGGCAGUGUGACUUACCAGUCGGAAGUAGCUCAACACGUGGCCCGCGGAGACAAGACCCUCAACUUCCCAGACUUCUGCUGCGCUGCUCAUGGGCUGUCCCUGCUGCUCACGGCUGUCGUGGGGCAGCAGAAGAGGGCCUUACUCCUGGAUGCUGGCCCGUGCCCUCAGCUCUGGAAGGACAAUGCUGCGAAGUUGGGCAUCGAUCUCUCCUCCGUGGACAGCAUCGUACUGUCACACUACCACGCGGACCACUCCGGAGGCCUGUCAGGUGCUGUGCCAGCCAUCGCCGCGGCGCGGCGGGCGGCAGGCAAGGGCCCAGUUCGCGUGGACUUACACAGAAGCCGGCCUGACUCUCGCGCCAUUCAGCUGCCCUCCGGCUCUGUGCUGCCGCUGCAGCCUGAGACGCCCAGCUUUGAGGAUUUGCAGCGCCUGGGAGGUGAGGUCGUGCUCAGUCAAGAGCCCCACAUCCUCUCCGACUGCUUCUUCGUGAGUGGAGAGAUCCCACGCAGGACGAGCUACGAGAAGGGUCUGGUUGGCUCCAAGCGCUUGGAAGAUAAUGACUGGAGGGAUGACUGUGAUGUUGAUGAGGAGCGCUAUGUUGCCGUGAAAGUCCGGGGCAGCGGGGUCGUGGUCUUCUCCUCGUGCUCGCAUGCUGGCAUUGUGAACGUGUGUCGUCAUGCUCUUGAUCUGGCAGGUGUGCCCCUCCUGGCUGCCAUGGGAGGUUUCCAUCUAGGCGGUACAGGGCUUGAGGAGCGCGUGAGUGAUACCGUCCAGGACCUCGUCAAGUUGCAGCCCAAAGCCAUUCUACCGGGGCACUGCACAGGUUGGCGGGCCAAGACGGCGAUGGCGCAAGCAAUGCCUGACCAGUACAUUCCAGCACUUGCAGGCGGCAGGUAUGUCUUUGCUGCUGCCAAACUCUGA
Messenger RNA from Symbiodinium natans, 1014 nucleotides. Lineage: Eukaryota; Dinophyceae; Suessiales; Symbiodiniaceae. The record is from the annotation of a GenBank genome assembly.